This is a messenger RNA of Xiphias gladius (swordfish), 3143 nucleotides long. RefSeq names its product proline rich mitotic checkpoint control factor (gene prcc). NCBI's taxonomy places the organism in Eukaryota, Metazoa, Chordata, Actinopteri, Istiophoriformes, Xiphiidae. The record is from RefSeq and is a predicted model, not a curated record. Gene Ontology annotation, cellular component: nucleus. The transcript is spliced from 8 exons. The coding region runs from base 403 to 1647 and encodes 414 amino acids.
GCCCAACAGGCCCCCCGGGAGACCGAAGCGGCACAUGAAAAGCAGCGUUAGUGGAAAGGGGCAGCUAGCGACAAAAUUCAUAUUUAGUUGGCCGUGCAGGGUACUGAGGUGUCUGCCGACACGAUGAAUCACCCGAAAGAAAUUUUCAACUGUCUACAGUUGGGCUAGCUGUGUAUGGAUGCUGGGAAACGUUUAGCUAACACGACCGAGCUAGGCUAACUCAUGGUAGCUAACUAAUGUUAGGCCUCGCAGGUAAACAAGUGAUAGGAGCAGGCAGCCACACGGGCUGAAAUGAAGACCAAACCUAAAGCUGGAAACAAGAAAAUUUAACGUCGGGUGCUUACCCUCGCAGGCCAGUGCGGAUACCCCUUCAUUUUAGCAAAUACAAGAUCUCCAGCAGACAUGUCUUUAGUCGCCUAUGGCAGCAGUGAUGAGAGUGACUCCGAAGAAACCUCGACCUCUGCCGGACAGGAGAGCAGAGUCAGCGCAGGAGGGCUCUUCUCACUCCUGCCUGCGCCUAAAAAACCAGGAUCUGCAGGAAGAAACGAUGGACCAAGCAAGGAGACAAAAGCAAACCCUUCAGCAGGAGACAGCACGUCAAACAAUGACUUAGAUCCUCAACCAACUAAAGGGGGCUUGUUUUCUAGUCUGCCUAAACCGAGGAAGCGAACAGAGCCUGUCAAGAUCACUGUGCCACAGAUCCAGAGACAGGAUUCAGACUCUGAUGAUGAUGAACCAGCAAGAAAGAAACUACAACCUCAGGGUGAAAGCUCAGGCCUGGCUGCCCUUUUACCACAACCGAAAAACCUGACAUUGAAGGAGACAGACAGAGCCCUGAUUCCUCACGCGCUCACCAAACGGCAAGAACCCAAGGGACCCAAGCCUGGAACACCAGCUCAAGGCCUGCUUGGUUCUAGUGCGUCUCCCUCUGCUAUCAAAGCUGCCGCAAAGUCAGCCGCCCUGCAGCUGGCUAGACAAAUAGCCGCCGACGACCAGGAUAACGAGGAGGACAUAACCCCACAGAACUACUUCUCCCUAGGUGAAAGCUCCCAGAUCCUCCCCGCAGUCGUCCCAAGCUUAGACCAUGAGCCAGGAGCCCCUGCGGAGCCUCUUCCUAUCGCAGCUGCUGAUGAGCCUGGUCAGUCAGAUGCUCCUCUCGACUUUGGGGGGAGCCAAGAGGGAGUCGGUGCAUGGGGAGGUCAAUAUUCUCAGUACCACCAGCCCAUGACAGGCCCAGAGGCUUUCCCUCAGGAAUACUAUAAUGAGUCAUACUACCAAGAUCCUAACCCCGGAUUGUCAGAGGAGGCUGAAGAGCCUGGCCACUCUGCUAUGUUUGAUGAUGAAGCGUUCAUGCGGCUGCAGGGGAAAAGAAACAGAGGCAAAGAGGAGGUGAAGUUUCUGGAAAUCAAAGGGGACGACCAGCUGAGUGGUAACCAGCAGUGGAUGACCAAGAGCAUGACAGAAGAGAAGCAGAGCCGCCAGUCCUUCAGCAAGAAAAAAGGAGAACAACCUACAGGACAACAGCGGCGCAAGCACCAGAUAACAUAUCUCAUUCACCAGGCAAAGGAACGUGAGCUGGAGCUGAAGAACAGCUGGGCGGAUAACAAGCUAACCCGCCGGCAGACCCAGGCCAAAUAUGGUUUCUAAAUGUCACACGCUGGACUCUUGGUGGCAUGUGGAAACCCUGCAUCAGAAAGUAGCGUAGAACUUUCCAGAUUUCCCAAACAAAGAGAAGGUUGUGUUUGGGGGGAAAAAAACCAUAUACAUACGUUAAUACAGAGUUUCCCUCUUGUCCUCCAUCCUGCAUUUGUGUUGAACUGUUAAUAAUCAAUAGUUGUUUUGGUCAGCUGUUUAAAUGUUACUCCCACAUCGAAACUCCAGUUACAGCCAUUAAACUCUCCUUUGACAGUAGUUUACCAUAAAUAAACAGUAAUUUCUCUUCUUUUCUUAACUGGUCCUAUACCCACAUAUAACAGUGUAACUGUGAUUUUAAGGUUACUUUCGUCAGUAAUGUGAGCCUGACAUGGCCAUUACAAAUGUUUUCCUUUGAAUGUGUGUGCUUUCUGUUGAUAUGAUCAUGAACAUUGAUGUAAGACUUUUUUCUUUUUUUUUUGUGAUGUCCCUAUAUAAAUGGCUUGGUUCUCUGGCAAUCAUACUAAUAUUAGUAAAAUGUUGCCGUUGAUAAUGAGAAAAGAACUUGAGUCAUUAUAAAGCUGUGACAUAUGCAUAAAACAUAUUUAUACGUUGACUCAACAACUUUGUAAUGAGAAAUAAAGAUGUUGGAAAACAAACAUGUUGGAUUUGCUCGUAAAGGUUGUUCAUAUCUGUGUGGCCACUAUUUUUAUUUGUGGUUAUUGUCUUUUUUUUUUUAAUAAAAAAAAAUUGCCAGAGAACCAAACAGGCAUUUAAAUUUUUUAGUGAUCAGGCUAGAGAACCAUCUGUUUUUUGUUUUUUUUAACAUUAAAGAGGAGCAUUACCUCAGUUCCACUUAGCUGAAUCCAGCAUGCAUCUUCCAGGUUCAGUACUUUGCUCGAAAAUCCCAAUAAUAGCUCUUUACAGUAUCCUGAGUCCCUGAUCCUCGAGAUUCCCAAAAUGGGAAAUUAUUUAAUUUGAAGCUGAUAUUUUAUUUUAGCUGGUUGAGAGGGGGUUUUUACUAUGUUUCUUUCUGCUGCUCCAGUUUGAGGCAAAUUCUAUCAAAACCAAUCAGGAAUAUCUGUACGUGGCUUGUCCACUGCCAGUGUGCUUUAGAUGAGCUGAAUACUUUUGUUAAGGGAAAAUGUUAUGAACUGAACAGGGGUGAAACCAAACACUGCCAUUCUCUCCAGCUCUGGAGAAUAUUGCAGGCAUCUGCUAUCUACAAGAUGGAUGUAAAGGUGCAUAUUGCUUCAAAUGUCCCCACACUUUUUUAAUGGCUUUUCAUUCAGAUGAUGACAUCAGUGUGAAGUGGUAAAUUAGUUGGCCAACCCUGGGAAAGACCAUUUCUGUUUACCUUAUACUUUUGCUAUACGUGUUCUGUAGUUAAAAUUGAUCGAUAAAACUUCUCCUUUCCUGGCUCCGUACCUUUGAAGGCCACAGGGCAGUUUUAUUUAUUACUAGUAUCACAAUGAUGCAGUGGAAGUGUUACAUAUGGUAAAAUAAGAAAA